GUAAAACAAUGUGCUCCUUUUAUUUUUAAAUUAUAUCCAGUAACGCAGCGCUGUAUAUCGACGAGAAAUUCAACAAAUUUAGUAAACAUACUCAGGUGAUAUGGCACAUUUGUACUGCAGGUCUUCCUCGUGACGAGCAUAUUUUCGUCGUGUGCUCAGGCUACUGAUUUUACUACUCUGUCGGUAUGUUCGAGGCGAGACUCAACCAAGCUGAUACAUGGAAAAAAGUGGUAGAUGCCAUCAAGGAUUUGGUUCAAGAGGCAACUUUGGAUUGCACAGAGAACGGAAUUAGCUUGCAGGCCAUGGACAACGCCCAUGUGAGCCUUGUUUCCCUUCUUCUCCGGAGCGAUGGCUUUGAAACUUACAGGUGCGACCGCAAUCUUUCCCUGGGUCUGAACAUCACGAGUACCUCUAAGAUACUUAAAUGCGCAAGUGGUAGCGAUGCCGUUACUCUUAAAGCCGGCGAUAAGGCAGACACCCUGACUUUCGUUUUUGAGUCGCGAAAUCAAGAGAAGGUGUCUGAUUUUGAAAUAAAACUCAUGGAUCUUGACGUGGACCACCUCGGUAUUCCCGAUACUAAUUACACGUGCGUCGUCAAAAUGCCGUCGUCCGAGUUGCAACGUAUAUGCCGGGAUUUGAGCCAAAUUGGUGACUCCGUAGUCAUAUCUGUGGCUAAAGACUGCGUAUCAUUCAGCUCGACCGGUGAUCUUGGGACGGGAAAUAUUAAGGUUUCCCAGUCUGCCAACGCUGACAAGCCUGAGGAGUCCGUUUCAAUAGUAACGAGCGAAGAUGUCAGUAUUACUUAUUCGCUGCACUAUUUCAAUAUAUUCACGAAGGCUACCCCGUUGUCUAGUCGGGUGGUUCUUUCUCUGACCGAAAAUGUACCUGCAGUUGUGGAAUUCACUAUCGAGGAUCUCGGCUACAUCCGUUACUACUUAGCUCCGAAGAUUGAAGACGAUGCCGACUAAAUGUUGCUAAGAUGCAUAGGCCUGUAUUGGCUGCAUUUAUUUUUUGUACAAGAGCUUCGAGUAUUGUAAUGUACAUUCCUCGUAAUA
This is a messenger RNA of Dicrocoelium dendriticum, 1055 nucleotides long. The record is from the annotation of a GenBank genome assembly. Lineage: Eukaryota; Metazoa; Platyhelminthes; Trematoda; Plagiorchiida; Dicrocoeliidae.